Daldinia childiae is the source of this 615-nucleotide messenger RNA. RefSeq names its product Nascent polypeptide-associated complex subunit alpha. Lineage: Eukaryota; Fungi; Ascomycota; Sordariomycetes; Xylariales; Hypoxylaceae. Gene Ontology annotation, biological process: protein targeting to membrane. The coding region runs from base 1 to 615 and encodes 204 amino acids. Gene Ontology annotation, cellular component: nascent polypeptide-associated complex; cytoplasm. The transcript is spliced from 3 exons. The record is from RefSeq and is a predicted model, not a curated record.
AUGGCCAACCCCAGAGUCGAGGAACUUCCCGAUGAGGAGCCCAAGAAGGUCUCCGUCGAAGAGCACGACGACGAUGACAGCUCCGAUUCCGAGAUUGAGGUCGGCGAAGGUGGUGCUUCAGGCUCUACUGCCGUUGUCCACUCCCGUAACGAGAAGAAGGCCCGCAAGGCCAUCGAGAAGCUUCACUUAACUCGCGUUACCGGCAUCACCCGAGUGACUCUCCGACGACCAAAGAACAUCCUAUUUGUUAUCAACAACCCGGAAGUCUACAAGUCGCCCAACAGCAACACCUACAUCGUCUUCGGUGAGGCCAAGAUUGAGGACCUGAACUCGGCUGCCCAGCAAGCUGCGGCACAGUCCCUCGCCGCUAGUGGUGGUGAGCACGACCAUGCUGGCCACGACCACAGCCACGGCGAGCCCAGCAAGGCCGUCGAGGACGCUGAGGAAAAGAAGGAUGAUGACGAUGACGACGAAGAAGUCGAUGCCGAAGGGCUCGAGGAUAAGGAUAUCGAGCUGGUUAUGACUCAAGCGAACGUCAAACGAAACAAGGCUAUCAAGGCCCUGAAAGAAAACGAUAACGACAUAGUCAAUUCGAUUAUGGCGCUGAGCGUUUGA